Messenger RNA from Lactuca virosa, 639 nucleotides. The record is from the annotation of a GenBank genome assembly. Lineage: Eukaryota; Viridiplantae; Streptophyta; Magnoliopsida; Asterales; Asteraceae.
AUGGUUAGCAUCAAGAAACGUCAUUUGAAGAAGUUUGUAAAUGCAAGCCUAAAAUCUGCUGGAAGAGUUCUGAUUCUAACAACAAACUGGAUGAUGAAUUCCCUAAGGAAACUGGUUUCAUGUGUGAUCCUUGACUUGGAUGGAACUCUUGUAAAUACAGAUGGCAUUAUGAGUGAAGUUUUGAAAGUUUAUUUGGUGAAGUAUGAGAAGAAAUGGGAUGGUAGAGAGGCUCAUAAGAUUAUAGGGAAAACACCUAUAGAAGCUGCAACACCUAUAGAAGCUGCAGCUGCUAUUGUGGAGGAUUAUGAGCUUCCUUUAUCCAAAGAAGUCCUGCUAUCAGAAAUUUCUCCAAUGUUCUCUGAUCAAUGGUGCAAACUUAAAGCACUAUCAGGUUCAUAUCGUUUGGUUAAACAUUUAAGGGGACAUGGAGUGAAAAUGGCGUUGGCUUCUAACUCUCCACGAGCUAGCAUUGAAACAAAGAUAACCUAUCAUGAUACUUGGAAAGAAUCAUUUGCAGCAAUUGUUGUUGGUGAUGAAGUGAAAGCAGGAAAACCAUCUCCUGAAAUAUUCUUGGAAGCAAGUAAGAGGCUAAACAUUGAUCCUUCUAAAUGUCUUGUCAUUGAAGAUUCGCUCUGCUAA